Lindgomyces ingoldianus is the source of this 1105-nucleotide messenger RNA. Its product is annotated as ribonuclease H-like protein. NCBI's taxonomy places the organism in Eukaryota, Fungi, Ascomycota, Dothideomycetes, Pleosporales, Lindgomycetaceae. Gene Ontology annotation, molecular function: RNA-DNA hybrid ribonuclease activity; nucleic acid binding. The transcript is spliced from 3 exons. Bases 61 to 771 code for a protein of 236 amino acids. Gene Ontology annotation, biological process: DNA replication, removal of RNA primer. The record is from RefSeq and is a predicted model, not a curated record.
GCUCGAUCCCACAACUCAGCAUCUGGACCAUAGUUUUGUUUCGUUCUGAAUAUCCUCACCAUGACGGAUGACAGAGAAGAGAUCAUUCACAAUAGAAAGCUUAUCCUCUGUCCUACAACCACAGAUCGUUCUGUACCAGAACUCCUUCAAGAAUGUCCUCAGUGCAAUAACUUUCUGUUACAUUGCUGCACAUGUAACAAUCAACUCCUUGGUCUUCCUCAAAGCCGUCGACCGGCUAAUCCCUGCCACCACUUUCGCAUCAUAUUCACUGAUGGUGCGUGUAUGAAUAAUGGACGACCUGCAGCAAAAGCAGGAGUUGGUGUAGCAUACGGCAAUACUGACGGCAGCCAAAUGUCCAUACCUAUCACGGACUUGGCGGACAACUUCCCACUGCGGUCAAACCAGCGAGCGGAACUCUAUGCGGCAAAGUUAGGUCUAGAAUUCCUCGCUAAGGCCGACGGGGCCAAUACCAAGGAGCCAACGGGCAAGCCCAAGGGCGAGUCUGAAGCUUGGAUCAUCGCGACCGAUUCCGAGUAUGUUGUUAAGGGGAUGACCGAAUGGCUGCCAACAUGGAAGAGGAACGACUGGUGCACAUCCAAAGGUACCAAACCAGCAAAUCUGGAUCUGUUUCUCGCUCUCGAUGGCGUGAUGACAAAGCACGAGGCUAAUAAUGUGAAGAUUGGGUUCUGGCGUAUUCCUAGGGAGCAUAACGAACUCGCCGAUCGUCUUGCGAAAGCGGCUGCCAUCCACGGUGAUGUGGCUAGUAUGUAGGCUAAAAAACGACCGGUGUGUGUCCUCCAUCACCUCGUUCCACGCUUUCUCUGGAACCGGAUAAGGGUUUGUUGUCUCAUAUAGCAUUAAAUCGAACGGUUCUCACCUGUCACGAUAACGUGGGAGGCUAAGUUUCUCGCUAUACAGGGAGGGACGUUAGAAAGGUUAGAAACUGAGGUGGUCAUACUCUGUCUGCUAGCUUGUCUUGUUUGAUGGUGGGGAACAGCAUUCUAUUAUGCCAAGUAGUGGUGUGGCGGUCAUUUGCCGGUUCUGGAAGUACGCGCCACAGCUAACUAUUCUUAGCAAAGCGUAAAAUACAAUACAGUUAGCGAAU